Messenger RNA from Amaranthus tricolor (Joseph's coat), 6300 nucleotides. Its product is annotated as mechanosensitive ion channel protein 6-like. The record is from RefSeq and is a predicted model, not a curated record. Gene Ontology annotation, biological process: monoatomic anion transport; transmembrane transport. Gene Ontology annotation, molecular function: mechanosensitive monoatomic ion channel activity. The transcript has 5 exons. Gene Ontology annotation, cellular component: plasma membrane. NCBI's taxonomy places the organism in Eukaryota, Viridiplantae, Streptophyta, Magnoliopsida, Caryophyllales, Amaranthaceae. The coding region runs from base 288 to 3428 and encodes 1046 amino acids.
GCCAAAGCAACUCAUUUAUUUGCUUAUUAUAUUAAAUCAAUCCACUUUCCACAUUCUACAAUACCAUAAGCCUUUCCUCAACAAUAAAUCUCUCAAAAAACCCUACUAAAAACUUCUAAAAUCUUCUCUACCCUUUCAAAUAUUAUUCAAAUUCAUCCAACUUAAGAUAAAAUAACAAUCAACUUUAUACUUUAUUCCAUCUUAAUUCUUACCUGUAUAUUCAAAUUUAACACACAUUUUUUUCCAUUUAAUUUAUUUAUAGAUAUAUAAAUCCUUUUUUCAUACAAAUGAACUUUUCCUUAAGAAAAUCUAUAUCACUCAAUAAAACAACUUAUAAAUCUUCCUUUUUUAAAAACCAUAGCUGUCCUUCAUCCUCCAUUGUUGAUCAUCCUUCUCCUUCCUUCAACCUACCUGCCGCCACUGACUAUGCUGGCGGCCAUUAUUCCAUGACCGCCACCGACUAUGCUGGCGGCCAUUAUUCGAUGACCUCUACUCCUUCUGCAGCUAAUAACCAACAAAUAAUUGUUAAUAUUAAUGGGUUUAAUUCAAUUUCUUCAAACCUUGAAGAUGAUGGAAAAGAGAAGGAAGGUCAUGGACGUUCUCUUGCUUAUACCUCGCCCUCCUCCAUGGAUUUUUCUUUUAAACGAACAAGUUCAGCAAUAGUGGAGGACCCCACUUUUUCAUCGACGGAUUUUUUGUUGAUGGGUAAAUUUUUAGAGCAAGAUUUACAAAGGGUUAAAUCAUUAGAUAUUGAAAUGGGAGAUAAUCAACAAAAUGAUCAUCAAAAUAAUAGUAUUUGGCGUCAAGGAUCAGGUCUUCCACCAUUACCUAAGCAUGAUAAUCAAUCUCGUUUAAGUGAUGUUCAAAGCUCUGAUUUUGUUAGUAAUAAUAGAUUAAAUCAUAUGUUAAGCAUGCAAAGUAAUCAUAGUAAUAAUAAUAAUGAUCAUGGGUCUAGAGAUCAUACAAGGGUUUCUUUUCAAGAAAAACCAUGUUCUUCUCAUGAUGAUGAUAAUAAUGAUGGUGAUGAUGAUGAUGAUGAUGAUCAUCAUCAUCAUCAUGAUGGUGUUGUUCAUGAUGAGGAUAAUAAUGGGUCGUCAGCAAUGAAGAUGAAUGGUGGUGGUAUGCAUGUUCAUAAGAGAAGAUCAUCAUCAAAACUCUCAAAAGCUAAUUUUAUGCAUGAGCACGCCAUUCGAGGGGAUGAUCAUCAUGAGGUUUUGAGAUGUACAUCCAUUAAUUCUUCACCCAAAAAGAUGAGUAAUGCUGUUUCCAUUUCUAAGACUAGGUCUAGACUAAUGGAUCCACCAUUAGACCAAUUUUCUUGUUCCGGGGUGUUACAUAGAUCAGGGCAACUCAUCAGUAACAAUAACAAUAACAAUAUCAAUAAAUCGGGUGCCAUUAAAUCAUCGAAUCUUGAAGAAGAAGAGGAUGAUCCUUUCAUUGAGGAUGAUUUUCCUGAGGAGUUUAAAAAAGCACAAAUAAGUACUUUGGUGAUUCUUGAAUGGGUAAGCCUUGUAGCCCUAGUAGGUUCUUUGAUUUGUAGUCUUGUUAUUCCUGUUUUAAAGGUUAAAUCUAUAUGGGAACUUAAGCUAUGGAAAUGGGAAGUUUUUGGGCUUUCUUUAGUUUGUGGGAGAUUACUUUCAGGAUGGGGGAUUAAGAUCAUUGUAUUCUUCAUUGAGAGGAAUUUCUUGCUUAGGAAAAGGGUUUUGUACUUUGUUUAUGGGUUAAAAAAGGCAGUUCAAAAUGUGAUUUGGUUAGGGCUUGUUCUAUUAACUUGGCAUUGUAUCUUUAAUAGAAAAGUUGAGAAUGGCGCCAAUAGUGAGCCUCUUAAGGUAGUCACUAAACUUUUAGUGAUAGGUGAAAUCGGGGCGGUUUUAUGGCUGUUAAAGAUAUUAAUGGUUAAAGUCUGUGCCUCGAGUUUUCAUGUUAAGGCGUUUUUUGAAAGAAUUCAAGAAUCGCUAUUCAAUCAGUUUGUGAUCGAGACACUUUCAGCUCCGCCCUUAUUCGAGCUUAAAAAUUCUCAAGAAGAAGAAGAUGAUAGGGCUAUGGCCGAAGUACAAAUGCUACAAAAUGCAGGAAUCAACAUACCAAUUGAGCUCAAAGCAUCAAUGUUUGCAAGAACCAAGAGUGGAAAAGGUUUGCAACAUUUGAAUAGUCAAGGGAGCAAGACUCUUGGAAUGAAUCCAACAACACCCCCAAUUAAGAGUCCUGUAAGGCAAAGUCUUAGAUUUUCAGGCCCAAUUUCAAGAAAAUAUCAUGAUGAAGGGAUUACAAUUGAUCGUUUGCAUAAACUAAAUCAAAAAAAUGUUUCAGCUUGGAAUAUGAAGAGGCUAAUCAAGAUUGUAAGACAUGGGUUUUUGACAACAUUGGAUGAACAUAUAGAGAAUACAAAUGCUAUUCAUGAAGAUGAAUAUGCUCAUCAAAUUCGGAGUGAGGUUGAGGCUAAAGCUGCUGCUAGAAAAAUAUUCCGCAAUGUUGCUAAGCCAAGGUCUAAGUAUCUUUGUUAUAAUGAUCUUCUACGAUUUAUGCAAGAAGAUGAGGCUUUAAAGACGAUGGGUCUUUUUGAAGGAGCUUCUGAAACUGGCAAGAUAAGCAAGUCAGCUUUGAAAAACUGGGUGGUUAAUGCAUUUAGGGAAAGAAGAGCACUUGCUUUAACUCUUAGUGACACAAAAACUGCAGUGAACAAGCUUCAUAAAAUGGUGGAUGUUUUAGUCAUCAUUAUCAUAAUCUUAAUUGCUGCUGUUUGGCUCAACAUCAUUACCUCAAGAUCAGUUGUGUUCCUAAGCUCUCAAGUUGUUGUUGCUGCUUUUGUUUUUGGCAACACCUGCAAAAAUGUAUUUGAGUCCAUCAUCUUCUUGUUUGUUGUUCAUCCUUUCGAUGUGGGUGAUCGUUGCGAGAUAGAAGGAGUUCAGAUGAUUGUGGAAGAGAUGAACAUUUUGACAACAGUUUUCUUGAGAUAUGACAACCAGAAGAUCAUAUACCCAAACUAUGUCCUUUUGUCGAAGCCUAUUAAUAACUUCUACCGUAGCCCUGAUAUGGGAGAUGCUGUGGAAUUUUGCGUCAAUAUUGCUACUCCUCCAGAUAAAAUUGCUCUUAUGAAGCAGAGAAUAACAAGUUACAUCUUAAACAAGAAGGAGCAUUGGCAUCCUGACCCAAUGGUAGUAACGAAAGAUGCAGAGAGCUUGUACUUGAUUCGUAUGGCAGUUUGGGUUACACACAGAAUGAACUUUCAAGACAUGGGAGAAAGAUGGACAAGAAGAGCACUUCUGGUAGAAGAAUGUAUAAAAAUAUUCAGAGAAAUGGACAUUGAAUAUAGAUCUUAUCCUAUGAAUUUCAGCGUUAAUUCAAUGCCAGCAGUUUGUUUUCCUACUCCUACAUUCGGUUCAGAUCCUUAUAUUUCUGAAGGUGCAAAGGAGAUUGCUCAUCAUUGAACUUCUUCAUUAGAAAUCGAGGUUUUAGUUUCGAUUACUAAAAUGUUUGUUGUAUUGUUCGUUCUUCUGCGGUUUAUUUUGUGAAGGUAGAUUGUUCUUCUGCGGUUUGUUGUAUUGUCCGUUGCUGAUUUGCAGCUUCUUAUUUCCAAUAGGUCUGGUUUGUCCUUUCGUGUUACAGAUCAACAAAUUUUAAAAUGAGUGAUAUAGAUAGAGAACCUUAUAAUCAUCAGUUAUCGGUUAAUAACAGACAAUACACUCUAGACAGUGAGCAGUGUAACAAUGUUGGAAUGGACUGAAUCCAUUUUGGUCACUCCAAGGGCCACAAAUACAAUCAUCAUUCUUAUGAAUGGAUUAUUCAAGCAGUUUAGAAUGGCCCGAACGCAGAAGAUGGUAGGAGAGGGUCUACACUCAGGCGCAGUCGUGCAGACCACCAUCCCAAUAUUGUACAAUCUCAUUCUACAUUUACUCCAUUUCUUUAGACAUAACAAAACCCCAAGGGCAAGGAGACACCCCCAAAAUAUUACUUUGUCGACAAUUUUACACAAUCCUUGCACCAUAUGUCCAAUUUCAUGUACCAGCACAAAUGAUAAAUCAAAUUUUACACAAUUAUUCAAAAAAGAAAGAGAUGUCUGAUAAAGAACUUACUUGACCAAGAAAUAGUUGUAGCAAAACUAAACCAGAUAAUCAGAAAAAGAUACAAGCAACAUUUUAAGCAUGAUACGUCUCAAAUGCUUGAUCAGAAUCAUAGCUGAAAUUCCAUUGUCAGUAACUGCUCCAUACCUAUAAUACAGGCCAACAAAAUAUUAAAUGGAAUUUCGAUGCAACAUCUAUAUCUAUAUAACCCAAAAUAAUAGAAAUUGUUGCAUCACCUACCUAUAAUAACCUAAGAUAAAAGGCAAACCGAUAUGUAAUGCUAAACCAAACCUUUAACCUACUUUAUUAAUAAUAGAAGUUAACUGUGAAAUCCUGUUUGAAGUACACUAAAUAAAUUGCCUCCAAGAGAAAUGGCCCACAAAUCCUUUUAAAACAAAAUCCACGUUUCCCUCCACAAGAAAAACUUACCAAACAAAAUCCAAUGAUAGCAAGAAUAUACAAAGAGAAUCAAACAUCACCCAUCACAACACAUCUGAUACGGAAACAAAACACCAGCUCAAUGACAAGAGCAACUUCCUGUGAGGAAAAAAAAGACAUCCACAAAAUUCUAAAAAAAUAAAUAUAUAAAGUAAAAAGAGACAAAACAGAAGAAAAAGAUGCACUACCUACUCUUCGAUAUCUAUUAAGGACUAUAGAACCUUGAAAUUCCGUCAACUAAAACAAAUUCUUGCCCCUUCAACUUAAUCGAGAGAUGUAUGUCCAAUCAAGAAAGAACAAUGAGAAAUAAGGGCUCCAAAACCGCAGUUUCACACACUACAAUAAGCCACCUAAUAGAACAUCGAGGACAACUACCAAAAAUAUACAAUGUUCAUGACGAUGAAUGAACACCAAAAUUAGAGGCAACCAAAACAUAACACUAGCUCAGUGCCAGGAUUGAGCAAGUCUUCCUGAAAUAAUAUACACAAAAACUAAAAAAGCACCAUACUGUUUCAUAUAGAAUAGCGGCUGUGAUACAACAUAAAAAAAUCAUUAAUCAACAAUAUUUUUAGAACUUGAUAAUACAGUGUCAUAACUAAUAUUCUUGAUGUGAAACCACUGCUCUCCACAUAUAAUACAAAGCCAAAACCAAAUCUUAAGUCAUCAAAUCAGGACCUGGAAUAAGCACUGCUAUAUCAUAUCCCUACCAUUCAGAAAAAUCAAUAGACGUAAAGAAUCACUGCAGAGUUUAAUCAACAUGAACUCAAAGUUGUUUACCUUCCAUAUAUACCUACAGGAUGUGCGUUACCAAAAUUUAAUCCAUUAAAAUUUUUCAUGUACUAGCAAGAUGAGAUUGAUGGAAACACCCCUCCAUCUAACAGUUGAUUAGUACUUGAUCCUAUAUACCUAUAAUAUAAGACAUAGGCUAAGAAAUAAGGACCUGAACAAAGAAAUUGGAACAAGUACCGCCUUCAACCAAAAUAAUGAGGCAAUUGAAAAUGCAAAUCCCUGUCAGCCCUAACACCUUGAUAAGCAUAACUGUGAAACAACUUCAAUAUAUCAACAUAAAUUUGUAUUAGAAGCAUCAAAAAACUACAGAACAUCAUAUCAUCAAAGAUAAAAAAUCAGUAGCUAAAAGAAUGUUUACUUAGGGACAGAGAUAAACGAGACAACCCCAGGCACCAACAUUAUUCUAGUAAAUACAGAGUCGGAGCAUCAAAAACUUCUGUCAACAAAUUUAAAUUAGAACUGAAUAAAACGGACAAAAACCCAUAAAAACUGACUCAUCACUGACAUAUAAAUCAAUUAGCAUCAAUAAAUAAAAAUAACUAAUCAAUAACCGUGAUUUGUAUAAAUCACCGUAAAAAACAAAAAGAAUAAAGAUAAAUUAAAAUGACAAAACUCUCACCCUAUCACAUCCUCGCAUCCUACCGCAUAAGGUGAUUUAUUAACUUCAUAAAUAACCGUUAUUUACCAAGAUCAUUAAUAAAUGUAACACCAGGCAACAAAAUAAUCCAUUUCAAUUGACAUUUGAGAAAAAUCAUUGUCUACCGGCAAACAUAAAACAAGCAACAAGAUACAAACAGCAGACUAAUCUAAUAUACGAACUCAGAAUCAAAUAACAUUUCAAAAACCCAUUUCAAUUGAUGGUUCACAUUUCACAUUAAAUACUUCAAAACAAUUUAUAAGACACUAUUUUCCUUGGUCAUAAGUAUAACACAGAAUUAUCCAUAUAAAAGGGAGAGAACAUAAUAGAAAUUAGGGUUAGAGAAUCAACAUCCAUCAAACAUGUUACACAAAC